Panicum virgatum (switchgrass) is the source of this 7487-nucleotide messenger RNA. RefSeq names its product protein FLX-like 3. The record is from RefSeq and is a predicted model, not a curated record. Bases 169 to 1176 code for a protein of 335 amino acids. Lineage: Eukaryota; Viridiplantae; Streptophyta; Magnoliopsida; Poales; Poaceae. The transcript has 5 exons.
CCCUUCUAUUCCGUUCCGGCUCCCUUUCCUCUCCCACGCCUUCUCUUGUUUCUCUCGGUCUCGGCUUUCCUAGCGGCGACGACAGAGCGAGUGGCGCCGCCCUUGGCAGUUCUACGUUCGGGGUUUCGCCGGCGACGAGCAUACGACAGGGCCAAGGCACCAAGUGUCAUGUCAGAAAGAGGUCGACUGCCAAGGCGUCCCAUUGAUGAUCGCAGGGGGUACAAUGAAGUCCGCCUAGUUGAGCCCAGAGGGUAUCCUGAAGCCCAUGUGGUUGAUGGACGUGUGGGCUAUCUUGACACCCGUCUGGUUGAUGAACGUAGGAGCUACUCUGGUGUUCGUAUGAUUGAUGACCGUAGGGGCUAUUCUGCCAUUCGCAUUGAUGACCGUAGGGCCUAUCCUGACACCCAUGAAGGCCCACGCAUGAGGGCAGCUCCUCACCCUCACCCAGCUUUUCUAGAGGAAGAGCUUGAGUCACAGGAACUUGAACUCCGGAGGCUUUUGGCAGAUAACCGUGCUCUGGCUGAGGAGCGUGCAGAUUUAAACAGGGAAUUACAAGCUGGAAAAGAUGAGCUCCGCCACUUGAAUGUGAUCAUUUCAGACAUUACUGCUGAGAAGGAGUCUUAUAUCAGUAAGCUUGUGGACAAGAAGAGGAAGCUCGAAGCUGAACUUAGAGAAAAUGAGCACUUACGUGAUGAGAUUGUGCAGCUUCGUGGUGAAAUUGAGAAGCUCGUUGCUGCUAGGAAAGAACUCUCUGCAGAGGCUGCAUCUCUCAUGGAAGAUCUGACCAGGGAAAGAUCUGUUAAGCACCAGCUACCUAUGCUGAAAGCAGAGCUUGAUGGUCUACAACAGGAACUUUUUCAUGUGAGGACUGCUUGUGAACUAGAGCGAAAAGGGAAUUUUGAGUUGGUGGAGCAAAGGAAGGGAAUGGAGAAGAAUAUGAUUUCUAUGGCACAAGAGAUUGAACAGAUGCGAGCUGAAUUAGCUAAAAGUGAAGUGAGACCAUGGGGUACAGGUGGAACAUAUGGGAUGCAGAUGGGCAGCCCUGAAGUGGCCUUCACUAAGUCAUAUGAAGAUGGUUAUAAUAUCCAUGCGGGGGUUUCUGAGAAAGGUCCUUUGCAUCCUCCUGAAUCUGGUUCAUGGGGGACAUAUGACAAGAAUCGCCUUCAGUACCGCUAAGAUCACAAUUAUUAUAAUCAUGGGAGGAAGAGUUACCUUCUAAGUGUUAACCUGUCAUGUUACAUGGUUUACAGUACCUGAGCUUUAUACUUGCUUGCUUUACAAUUAAGACUUGUCUUGUUUGAAUGUUUCUAAUAAUUUUAGUUUCUAUAGUAGUUUAUUAAAGAUUUUCCAGUAAUAUCUAUUGCAGAAUUAUUGCUUGUGAUAUGGCUAAAUAGUAAAGUAUUGAUAUCAUGAUGUCAAGAUUUCUAUGGCUAUAUGGAUCUACGACUAAAAACUACUUUAAUAGGGCUUGGACAUAUAUGAUAUGCAUUUCUUAGAGUGGGUCAUACAUGCCCCAUAUGGCUUAGCUAGCUUGAGCUUAGUUAACUGCUGAAAUGGUGUACGGCUGUACGCAAAAAAGAGAGAGCGAGAAGCUAUCUACAGUCCUGUACCCCUCACUCAAUAUUGAUUUUAGACAUAAAAGAGAUUUGGACCACAUUGACCUGGAUGUCUCAUAUGGUCCAAGAUAUCGAUUUAGAUAAACAGAUACCACACCCUUGAAUUUAAGUUGGAUCAGGAGGUUCUGAACUGAGUUUGAGAAGGCGAACAUGAUGUUGAACUUGAGUCUAAACUUUUUGUGGAGAAGUAGGUUGCUUGAAGAUCAGAAAGCACGUAUUGCUGACCACCAACAAUGAAAGAUACACCAGCACCAAUGAGCUUAUUCAGCUCAUGUUUCACAAGGUCGUUAGUAAUUCUGAAAAUUGCACUGGUAUCCUAGGUCAAACAGUUGUUCAAAAGGAUGAAAGGGAGCAAGGGGAUGGGUCCUGAUGCUAUCCUAACUCGAGGUGUGGAGAUGCCUCGCGAAAGCUCUUCAACCAUAUUUUUUGGUCAAAUAUGAUGCCAGAAGAGUGGAGAAGUAUAUUAUCACCAAUCUUCAAGAACAAAGGAGACAUUCAAAGUUCUAAUAAUUACUGAGUCAGUAAACUGCUGAGCAAGAUCAUGAAGCUAUGAGAGAGAGUUAUCUGUUCAAGUAUAAGUGAGUUGCCCACCUCUUCCCAUCAGCUUAAGCUUUUGGGUUAUAUUGGUUGGUGCAUGCAAUUCAAUAUGGUAUCAGGGCCAGAGGUCUCGAGUUCGAAUCCUGGUAGGCGCGAUUAAAUAAAAUAAUUGCAGCCAACUCCUAAUUUCCACGUUUGAGGCUUGAGGGAGCCUGCACGUGAGGAGUGUUGAAGUAUAAGUGAAUUGCCCACCUCUUAUCCAAUAUUAUCAAGCACCAUUUGGAAAAGAAUUUUGCAUGUCACCAUGAACCAAUUCGGUUUCAUGCCUGGAAGGUCGACCAUGGAAGCAAUUUCCUUAAUAAAACAAAUUAUGGAGUAGUAUAUGGAGCAGAAGAAGAAUUUGGCAUAGAAUUAAAGAGGGUUUGGAUUGGCGGCAAGUUUCUUGCAUUCUCAAUGGUAUGUUCUAUAGAACUGCGAUUAGACCUGCAAUGUUGUAUGGUACAGAUUGUUGGUGUACUAGAAGGUGACAUGUUCAACAGCUAAGUGUUGCAGAAAUGCAUAUGCUGUGUUGGAUUUGUGGUCAUAAAGGAAAGAUUUUAGUCUGAAAUGACGAUGUACAUGUAAGCUAGGGUAGCACCAAUUGAAGGAAAGCUUGUAUGACACCGUUGAUAUGGUUAGGACAUGUCCAACAAAGACCUCUAGAGGCCCUGGUAAAAGUGAAGUGUAGAAAUAAUUAGUUAUGCACAAAGAAAGAAGGAUUAAGAUCAUAGGACAAUAUAACUUUCAAAACUGGACUGUAGGGAUGAAACUAGGCUCAAGGUUCUUCCUUUAGGCCACAAGGAGCAUGAUGAAGUCGACAAACGUAGCCAAUCAGAGCCUCAACUUGGAGUUGGUUCCAUAUGCAUUUUGUGUAAAUUAAAAUUAAGAGGACAUUCUUCAUAUCCUUAUUAGAGAUCGUAUACAGUGAGGUGCUUGCUUCCCUGGAUCCGUGGUGCUAUAGUUAAAAUUUUCAAGAGCUGUCAUUUGUCAAAUUCUGAAGGGGCUAUAUCUACUGCUUGCCACACUUAGCCAUGUCUAUACUAUAAUCCAAAAUUUGUCAGGCAAUCUUUGUGUUUGGUGGUACGUAUGGAUUUUGUUUUGUUGUUGCUGUACUCCCGGAGGCAUGAACAAUCUUUUAUACAGCAGGGAGUACGUGAAAAAAUAUGGUGUUUUCAUGUGAUACAGCUGUGGAAAGCAAAAUUCAGAUAUUUUGCAGCUGGGUAGCAACACUGUCCACUGUGAAGCACCUAUAUUCACCCUUUCCCAAUCUAGGACUUCAUGUUGGAAAUGUUUCUUCGAUCAUAAGGAAAAAAGUUGCCACAAGCAAAGGUCUGUCUUAAUUAAGGACGUUCUAGUAUCUUCACUGCAUUUGAAAGAAAGUAGAAGGAUUAGUUGGAAUGAAGCUGGUAGAUCUGCUUUGAUGCUUUUAUGUGAUAAGUGGCACAAGGAAGUUUUACAGUGAAGAAAUCUUUUGGUAAGGUGAGAAGGGAAAAGGUCACUAUAUUUUUAUGACAGCAACAGAUAGAAGUUGAAGUUUGAUGCUUUCUUCUGCCUUAUGCAAGCACAUUGCAUAGUUGAAUACAAGCUGGUUAAGAGACUGGUUAUCUGGUCCUAAAUAAGUCCUAUCUUUGUGUUUGGAAUAAGAGUGCUUUUCCAGCUUGUAGAGAUGAAUCUGGGUUUAAUUAAGCAAUGAAGAUCAUUCCAAAGUCUUCUAGACAGGCUGGUGAUGGCUUUCAAAAUGAUGAGGCAAGUAAUUUCUCUGUCCAAGCAGAAGUUGUACUGCAUUUCUAUCUACGUUUAAAUGGUCAUUUAUAGUUCUCCUUAGUUUAUUAAUUUGCAACUUACUUAAUUUAGGAUAUUUUGAAAGGGUCAUUUCUGUCUACACUUAAAUGGUCAUUUUAUCUAGAUUACUCCCUCCGUGCCAUAAAACAAGUCAUUCUAGCAAUUAUCAGACAGAUUAAGGGAGUAAAAUGAUUAUGCUGCCCCUCGUAUUUGUUUCGGUUCUGAUAAAAGGGACGCCCUUUGGUACCUUGCUAAUGGGGCUACAUGCAGCACAUGCAGGAUAGUUGCUGCCCAGUUCGUUGCCACUAACCAUAAAAAAUCAGCCAUGCACUCACUGAUUAGAGGGCCCACCCGAUUAGUACAGAUGUUACAUUCACGUGCACAUUUGGCUAAAAUAAAAAUGCGUUCCCCACAAGUUGUCUGAGAGUCUAAAUCCUAGAAUGACUCAUUUUAUUGGAUGAAGGGAGUAUAAGGUGCCCUUUGCAACUCUUGAACCCAGAGACUAUUAUCAAUACUCUCUAGUUGCAGCUCGAUGAUUAUAAUUCAUAUACCAUAGGAUGGAGUGUGUCUGGGAUACUUUAAGCUGACAACAAUAUAGCUCUAUGGAUCUUAUCAUGCAGAUCAGAUGAGCAUUAUUGGUCCAGAAAUGGAGUAGGAAACAGUUAGCUUUAUGGUUAACAGCUGUUUCUCGUACCAUUCCAUAAUCUUUUGAGGAGUAUUGUGAUAUUAGGCUAUUAGCUACUUCUCCGGCAUCUAUCAUGGAGAGAGCUAAGGAAAGUUGGAUGUACUACCUUGGGAAGAGAAGUCAUUACAGAACAGAAUCACAUACAAGAAUUCACCAUCUUUGCAAAUAUUAUUCUGCUACAUCUAACUUUCGUAAGCUGUAUUGACUAUAUGGAGGAAUACAAGUACCAUAGUUUCACUUUAUUGAGGUUUUAAACACAUACUGAUAGAAAGUAGCAACAUUAUAACUGGAGGCAUGAAGCAAAGAUUAUCCAUCUGGCAUAUGAUUUGAUUUUGAGAAGGAAACAUCAAAAUGCCUACUCCUUCGCUUUUAAUUUUGCAUUUUUUUCCUCAAACACGCCGGAGAGCUGCGCAUGAAUAUAUUAAGAAGAAAGGGGUAAAACCUGGGUGAUACAGUUAGGGGUCUGUAUCAUGCCCAUACAUAAGGACACCUGUAGCCUAUUACAGACAAAAGUAGCAAGGGUGAGACCUGACCAGCUAAGAAAAAAACCUAACCCACCCGAGGUUCCUGGGCGAGGAGGUGUGACACUCCUCGAGCCCCGGUUAAGGACCACUGGUGUAGCUCCUCCUUAAUCUCCGAAACUACACAAGAUACAUCAGGUGUAACCCCAUCGAAGAUGCAUCUAAUGCGGUGUUUCCAGUGGGCUGGUGGCGACUUGAGUGCACUCUCAGUCAGCCAACCCGGGUUCGAGACUUGCAUCCUCUUAAUAUCUAAGUAGGGGUGUCUGCCCUUCCCGUCAAGUUUUAAUUUUGCAUAUUGCUUUGAUAUUCCAAUGAUCAACCCAUCCUUCAAGCACUUAGCUACAUUUAGGUUAUGCUGUGUCUGACUGUCUGUGUUCAUUCCUUUUUGCUUGUUAUGUUUCUUGAUGUGGUGAAGCACAAGUGUAUGCUAAUCACAUUAUAAUUUCUUUGGUGCAUGUCGUUUUAUACUUUGUUAUGUCCUUUUACCAUUCUGUAACUGUACAUAUGAUUUUUAAUUUUGGGGCCCAAAUGCCUAAUUCUGUUGGUUUUGUCCUUACAGGGUGAAAUCCUUAGUUGAUCUGGUUAUGUACUGUAAUGGUGAUACCCUACAUCAAGAUAUGUACACAGUAACCCAAGAAUCAGAUGGUUUAUCAGUUGGAGAUAUGUGAAAAACCCUCAGGGAACCAUAUGAAGUCACAGAAGCACAGCAUCAAAUGUUGCAAUACUUGACAGAAGAUGAAUGUGACACCAUAGGUGACUUGGUUCAUAAGCAUGCAUUAUUUUGUUGCAGUUCCCUAUGGAGCGUGUGAAAAUGCUUUUCAGUGCAUCAAAGCUGGGGAACUUUGGUUCACUUGGGAAGCCUUUGCCCCAUGUCAUAUCAUGAUUUCCUCUGUAGGAAAAACGAGAACAGGCUGCUGCAAAUGAGAGCUUACAGUUUUGUUCAUUGGUGGGUUAGCUUGUGUCAGGUCUUCAAGUUUCCAAGCUAAACAUAUUCAGGGUGUUCAGCUGCCUGCCCCUUUUGCUCCUGGAGCAAAUCAGUUCAGUAUCUUGACUAGUUAUUUAUUUUCAAUAUGUGGAUGAACUUACCUGUGUAUAGAGCAAUGGAGCUUGACAUCAGUAGAGCCAUGUGAACUUCUGUAAUCGGGAAUAUAAGCAAAGCUAAAGAUUUGAUGCAAGAGCCCGUAUUGGUUGAACAGGGUCCAUAACAUGCGGAGGUGAUUGAAGCCAGAAUGUGGCAUUAGGGGUGCUGGUGCCGGUGUCUGUCAUUUUUUUUUCCCAAAUAACUGUGGUUAUGACUGAGCUCAUGGUUGGCAUGGCAGAACAAAGUUACAUGCCAUAGCCCAUAGGACCUGCUCAUGGAACAUGUUGCCAGCAAGCUAUGUACGGUAUUAUCAUGUUUGCGACUGCUUGCUUUUGCUGUGAUACCUUCACUAAAGCUUUACCUGGUGUGUUCAAGGUGGCUGUUUAUUGGAAAGUUCAGGAAGGGCUUGUACGUGUAAAAGCAGAAUGGAAAGUGCACACGAAGCUGUCUAGCAAAAGGAACGAGGGUUCACAGCCUUGAUACUCUGCAUAAACAUUGUUUCAUCUUAUACCGAUCUGCUCCUGGCAGUGUUCCCUGAUGUGUCUGAGUUUGCAUCAUUGACUUCGAUAGUUAUCUGCCGUGUGUCUGCAAAUUCACAUUCACUGGUCUGAACAGAUCGUUUUCUGAAGCCAACUGCACAGGUGUUCGGUCCAUUCCUGGAAGAAGUAUCGCAGACUGAGAAUGUCAAAAUGGUAAUGACCUUUUGGGGCAUAACCCCAUGAAUCAUCCUCUGUUGGCAUUGGCCAUGCGCGAUGGUUCUAUAUGGACUGUCUGAAAGUAAAAUGCCCUCGAUGCGCUAAGGUCAGUCAGGGAAUAGUCACUGCCAUGGGUUUGACACAUGAAUCUUUUGGGCUGCCCGAUAAAAAGAAAAGCAUUCAGCCGCCAUCCGCGCCUAAGCCUCUGAUUUAAUUCACGGUUUAUUUGCAAGAAAAGUGAAUUAGUAAUUUGCAUAAAAAAAUUGGAGAAAAGCUAUUUGCAAUUAUUGGUUAUGCACACAAUCAGCGCCGAUGGUUUCUCUCGGUGUUCGUACAGAUAAUUUGUAGGAUUUGACCCUUUGUCCGAAAGCUCUCAGAAAAAUUUCCCCUUCAGGAUUGAAUCCUCUAAAACUUCUCUGAUUAAACUCCAUUUAAGCUCUUUGAUCUUAUGAUUGUAAUGAAGUUGCACAAAAGGGUUGUAUUGUAGCGGAACUCCGAGAUCUAAGCCCAUCAUCCAGUCGAUUGAUCUAA